GUUGGAUUUUUUCCCCGCGAAAGAGGCGGCAGCGCGGGACGGUGUGCGCCAUGCAGCGGCGCAUCACGUCGUUCUUUGUGCCUGCCCGCUCGCCAGACCCCUGCGCUGUGCUGGCACCUGCACUGGAGCAGGGCGAGGACCCUGUGCAGGAAUCUCCAUCCCUGGGACAUCAGGACCAUGAUGGGCAGAACCCUGGCUCCCCAUCCUCCUGUCAGCUGGCUGCUGCGUCUCUGGAUAGCUCUUCUCCUGACAGCGCCUCCUCAGCUGAAGAUAGCCCCUCAGCCGCUGAUGACUCCUCUGCCUCCCUCCCUGGCAUCCCCCGGCGCAGGACAGCUCGUAAGCAAGUCUCCAAGCGCAAAAUGAAGCUGGCAAGCUGUGUGGAGAAUGGGCAUGACGUGGAGCCCGAUCCCAAGCGGUGGAGGGAAGAGCCAGGAGACGGGUGUGAAUCAGAUAGCACGGAGAUGCAGGAUGGGAGAGAUCAGAGCCCAGAGGAGGCUGAGGAGGCAGAAGAUGGCAACAGAGACAGGGAGGUCCAGACGUCAGAGUUGCCGAAGCCCAGCAAAGCUGUUGCUGACUUCUUUGCCCCCAGGAAGGGAUCAAGGACAAAGGCAGAGGAAAAUGAAGCCCUGAAGAUGUCAGCCCCCAAAGGUUCAGCCUCUGCCAGUGUUGAAGGCACCAACGGGACUGCAAGCAGUCUCUCCCAGGUUGCUGAGCCUCUGGAUCCGGCCCAGUACAACCCAUCCAAGAGCAACUAUCACCCUAUUCAUGAUGCCUGCUGGGCUCCCGGGCAGAGAGUCCCCUACCUGGCUGUGGCUCGUACCUUUGAGCGCAUUGAGGAAGUCUCUGCCCGCCUGAAGAAUAUUGAGACCCUGAGCAACUUCCUGCGCUCAGUCAUUGCCCUGUCACCAUCUGACCUCCUGGCCUGCGUCUACCUCUGCCUGAACCGCCUGGGCCCUGCCUAUGAGGGGCUCGAGCUGGGCAUUGGAGAGAGCAUCCUCAUGAAGGCUGUUGCACAGGCCACAGGCCGCCAGCUAGAGAAGAUCAAGAGCGAGGCCCAGGAGAAGGGGGAUCUAGGGCUGGUGGCUGAGAGCAGCCGCAGCAACCAGCGGACCAUGUUUGCGCCACCCAAGCUGAGCGCUGCUGGGGUCCUCAGCAAGCUGCAGGAGAUGGCCAGGAUGACGGGCAAUGCCUCAAUGAACAAGAAAAUUGAUAUCAUCAAGGGGCUCUUUGUGGCCUGCCGCCACUCCGAGGCUCGCUACAUUGUGCGGUCACUGAGCGGGAAGCUGCGCAUUGGGCUGGCGGAGCAGUCAGUACUGGUGGGUUUGGCCCACGCUGUCUCGCUGACUCCCCCAGCACAAGGGUGGCCCCUAGCAGUCGUGGAUGCCAGCCAGGGCAAGUCUGCAGAAGCACGUAAAGCCUGGCUGGAAGAGCAGAGUCAGAUCCUCAAACAGACUUUUUGUGAGCUGCCAAACUAUGCUGUCAUCAUUCCUGUGCUUCUGGAGCAUGGGCUGGAGAGUCUGCCCCUGCACUGCAAGAUCACCCCAGGGAUCCCCCUGAAGCCCAUGCUGGCCCAGCCCACCAAAGGCGUUGGGGAGCUCCUGAAACGCUUCGAGGAGGUGGCCUUUACCUGCGAGUACAAGUAUGAUGGCGAGCGAGCCCAGAUCCACAUCCUGGAGAAUGGGGCCGUGUACAUCUACAGCCGCAACCAGGAGAACAACACCUCCAAGUACCCCGACAUCAUCACCCGCAUCCCCAAGGUGAAGAAGGCCAGUGUGCAGUCGUGCAUCCUGGAUGCAGAGGCUGUCGCGUGGGACCCAGAGAAGAAGCAAAUCCAGCCGUUUCAGGUGCUGAUGACACGGAAGAGGAAGGACGUGGAGGCUGCUGAGAUCAAAGUGCAAGUGUGCCUGUACGCCUUUGACAUGCUGUACCUCAAUGGGGAGUCGCUGGUGAAGGAGCCCUUCUCCAAGCGCCGACAGCUGCUGCGUGAGUCCUUCGUGGAGAUGGAGGGUGAAUUCCUCUUUGCCACCUCCAUGGAUGCCUGCAGCACUGAGGAAAUCUCUGAAUUCUUGGACCAGUCCAUCAGGGACUCCUGCGAGGGCCUCAUGGUGAAGACGCUGGACAUGGAUGCCACCUAUGAAAUUGCAAAGCGAUCCCACAAGUGGCUGAAGUUGAAGAAGGAUUACCUGGAAGGAGUGGGGGAUACGCUGGACUUGGUGGUCAUCGGUGCCUACCUGGGGAAGGGCAAGCGUGUGGGCAUGUAUGGGGGCUUCCUGCUGGCGUGCUAUGAUGAGGAGAGUGAAGAGUACCAGAGCAUUUGCAAGAUUGGGACUGGCUUCACAGAGGAGAGCCUGGAGAAGCACUAUGACUUUCUCAAGGAUCACGUCUUGGCCCAGCCACGGCCCUACUACCGCUGGGACAGCGGAGCAGCGCCCGACCAUUGGCUGGCAGCUGUGCAGGUUUGGGAGGUGAAGUGUGGUGACCUCUCCAUCUCCCCUGUCUACAAGGCAGCUGUGGGCCUGGUGGAUGAGGAGAAAGGCAUCUCGCUGCGCUUCCCCCGUUUCCUGCGUGUACGGGAGGACAAGAAGCCGGAAGAGGCCACCAGCAGCUCUCAGGUGGCUGAGCUGUACAAGAAGCAGCAGCAGAUCCAGAACCAGCAGCUCACUGAGAAAGGGGAGGACGAGGAUUUCUACUAACAGCAUGGCUGGUGUGGAGACCUCAUGCCUGGGGUACAUGCGUAGCUCUGGGACAGGGACUUUGGGAUGCAAAUGUGACUCCCUCCACAAUGCAGAUCUCAGGGUCUGACCCUGCUUUUCCCUGGGGUAUAUAUGCAACUCUGAAUGGGGACAGGGAUCCUGGGACCAGGUCUCACUCCAUCCCUGGCAUCUGUGUGUGACUCCCUGCUCUGGGAAGGGGAUCCCAGGGUCUGAGCCUCCUGAGAGUGCUCCAUCUCUGGAGUACACCCACGGGACAGCGUCCUCAAAACCUCACCUUGCUCCAUUGUAUGUGGUUUCUCUCCAGGACAGGGACCCCGGGAUUUGUCCUCAGGGUCCCCACAUGCCUCCUGCUCCAGGCCAGGGCUGUACACCCACUCCCCAAUAAACACUGCUGCUGUGCCUCCACGCUCUGCAUCUGACCAGGGGCAGCACAGCAAAUGCC
Molecule: messenger RNA, 3156 nt
Organism: Rhea pennata
Lineage: Eukaryota; Metazoa; Chordata; Aves; Rheiformes; Rheidae
Gene: LIG1
Product: DNA ligase 1
Exons: 26
Coding region: 51-2693 (880 amino acids)
Biological process (GO): DNA biosynthetic process; Okazaki fragment processing involved in mitotic DNA replication; lagging strand elongation
Cellular component (GO): mitochondrion; nucleus
Molecular function (GO): DNA binding; DNA ligase (ATP) activity; ATP binding
Source: RefSeq, a predicted model, not a curated record